This is a messenger RNA of Symbiodinium sp. CCMP2456, 930 nucleotides long. The record is from the annotation of a GenBank genome assembly. Lineage: Eukaryota; Dinophyceae; Suessiales; Symbiodiniaceae.
AUGCCUCAAGAACCAUCCCAUCUUUCGCGUCGAGAUCUCUUGCGAACUGCCGUCGGAACUUCCGUCGCCGGCGGUCUGGCCGUUACCGCAACUGCUUCAGCAGCCGAGCCUGACGCUCAAACGAAGCUUCCGCCGGAAGACUUCAAAGCCACCGGCAAGAAUGUAAAGCAAUCGGUCAUGGCAUGGUGCUUCAACCCAAUGCCAAUGGAAACGCUGAUUCCGGCAUGUGCGAACAUGGGGCUGGUCGCCAUGGAAGGGCUCGAUAAGAAGUGGUAUCCGCUGAUGAAAGAGCACGGCUUGAAGGUCUCGCUCUGCUCAGGCCACGGGUUCGCUGAAGGUCCUGUGAAUCCUGAAUAUCAGCCGAUGUGCCGCGAGACAUUAAAGGAUGCGAUCGAUACCGCGGUGAAGUGGGAUUGUAAGAACGUCAUCACAUUCACCGGCAUGGAAGUCAAAGGACAGACUUUCGAGCAGGGCACUAAAAACUGUGUCGACUUCUUCAAAAGCAUUGUUCCUUACGCCGAAGAAAACGGCGUGACGCUGGUCAUGGAGCACUUGAAUACGCGUGACGAUUCGCACCCUAUGAAGGGGCAUCCUGGCUACUUUGGCGACGACGUCGAUCAUUGCAUCGACAUCAUCAAACAAGUCGAUUCGCCGAACUUCAAGUUGCUAUUCGACUUCUACCACGUGCAAAUCAUGAAUGGCGACGUAACGCGUCGGUUCCACCAACUGCUGCCGUAUAUCGGCCACUUGCAUACCGCUGGCAAUCCUGGCCGCUGCGAGAUUGAUGAGAACCAGGAAAUGAACUACGCCGCGAUCAUCCGCGCCGUGGCCGAUUCCGACUACGAUGGUUACGUUGUUCAGGAAUACAUCCCGACCUGGGACGACAAGAUUGCCGCACUGCGACAUGGCGUCGCCCUAUGCGACGUCUAA